GUUUGAACUGGGGUUUAAUACUUUGUUGCUCAGUUUUACAUCUGUCCUGCUGGGCUGUUCAGCUUCUCUGCACUCGGCUAUGAUUUGGGAUAACGGCGGCCAGAACCGUUUCUCCAUUUAUUCUGUCAUCCUGUAGCACCAGCAGCCGAGGACUGCCUAACAGUGGCUUUUCCUACAAAGGUCGAGCUCCACUCACACAGAGACGGCGGGGGAGGGGGGCGUUGCCUCCCUGGCCAGCCUACCUCCGCCCCUCCCCCCUUCCGCCUCCUCCGACUACCAGCCCCAGCAGCAGUUUAGGCUUGGCACGCAAGCUGAGGAGGCAUCCGAGGAAUUUGCUUCCUGCGAUCCUUGGGCUGAACAUCUCUCCAAGCGCUUCUCUUGCAUGGGGCACGGCAGGACGGAGUUGCCGCGGCUGAGUGAUGGCCCAGCCUUUAAUCAAGAAAACUUUCUCCCGACUGAGGAGCAAGGAACGCCUGGGGAGUAAAAAGGCGACGCCCGCGCCUCAGAACGAACCAGAUCCUCCAUUGGAGCUACCAGACGAUUUACAUCUACCUUCUGAGCCUAAGCCAGUGGAUACUGUUCUGUUGAUUGAUGGAUGCCAGAAAAGUGCUGCCAUCACUAUGUCACGGAAACAAAACUGGGCCAAAUUCACCUGGGGCAGUCAAGAGGACUCUCGUAACAGGAGGCUGUGCCAGAGCUUUUCCCCUGUGCCACAGGCCCCUGCAGACAUUGGCUUAGUGGCAACUGGACCUAAUAAAGAUACUGACUUGCUAGCCAGCUACCUGGAGACAUGUAACCCCACCCUCAGUGCCAAAUACAGCAACCAAGGUGCUUAUCUACAAACCCUGGAAAAAAGUAGCCGCCAAUGGGUGCUCUCCGCAGGGAAGACUCAGGGGGUAGAAGGGACAGCCACUGAGAUGAAAGAUUUCCACAAGCAUGGCAACUCCCAAGGAGAGAUCUGGUACAACCCAAUUCCAGAGGAUGAGGACCUGCAACUCCUGUCCCUUGAAAGGAAGUGUGGUAGUGAUUGUGAAAAUAAGGACAAGAAGAGGAACCCAAUACAAGUUAAAGUACUGCAUGAAUGUAUAGAUAUUAGCAGCUCGCUGAAGGCAAUCACUAAUGUUGUGCAGAUUUCCCCAAUCCAACUGAGGCAUGUUAAGCAAGUGGAGAUGCUGGGCCAUCACCAGUCUAAGACAUACGGAAAGGUGCCUGUUGCAACUGUGGAACCUGAAGAACGUUCAGCCAGUGGCAUGCUGAUAGCCAAGAACACCAAUGCCAAUAAAAAGAGCCAUUCUUUCAGCAAGACCAAGUCCCCAGGCCCAGUACGAAGUCUUUCCAUGAAGAUGAAGAAACUGCCAGAGCUGAGGCGGAAACUAAGUCUGCGUAGCUCCCGUCCUCGAGGGCCAGAAGGGAGCUCUUCUGCUAAGGAGUCAGGGAAUGUCAUUAGCCGCUACCAUCUUGACAGUAGUGUGGUAUCUCAGCGACCUGUGACCAGCAAUGAGGGAUAUUUGAGUGAUAGUGAAUCCCUAGAGCUUCUGUCUAAGGCGGAGGCAUGCCUUGGCCUUGAAGGGUCAUCAUUCUGGCUGUACAGUUUUCCUGAACAGCCUAGCUGUCUACAGCAUCUCUCUGGUCUUGUCAGCAUCCACUUGCUGGGGAUCCAGGGCUUCAAGCCUCCCAAAGCUGAAACCAAAGAGCUCUUCUGCAUUCUUCAAGUAGACUCUGUUAACAAGGCUCGCACAGCCCUCCUGCCUUGCCAGGCUGCUGUCCUCACUCUCAACCAUUCUUUCCAGCUGGAGCUUGAGGAUGCCCAACUUCUCAAAAUGGUGGUCUUCUCCUGUGAUCCUACUGUGGGCAAGAACCGAGUUUGCUGCCAUGGUACCAUCAUUCUGCCCCAGGUUUUUCAAGGUUGCAGGACCCAGCAGUUGGCACUACAACUGGAGCCUCAGGGGCUUCUUUACAUCAAACUCACUCUGGUGGACCAGUGGGAUCCAGCUAACUCUGAACAGGAAUCACAAGUCUUUGGAGUGAAGCUGGAUCAGGUGGUGAAAAGAGAAGGUGCUGCCAUCAAGGUGCCACUCCUAAUCCAGAAAUGCGUAACCCAGAUUGAGAAACGAGGAUUGAAGGUGGUAGGCCUGUAUCGCUUAUGUGGCUCAGCAGCAGUGAAGAAGGAAUUACAUGAUGCCUUUGAGAGGGAUAGUGCUGCUGUUGUUCUUUCUGAAGAUCUUUAUCCAGACAUCAAUGUGAUUACAGGGAUCUUGAAGGACUAUUUGCGUGAGUUACCCACUCCUCUUAUCACUGACCCCCUCUAUCAGGUGGUACUGGAAGCUAUGUCCAAUCGGACAGUAGGGCUGGAAGUGAAGGAGACAACAACAGCUCUUCUGAAUUGCCUACCAGAGGCUGAGAAGGCCACUUUGAUAAUGCUGCUUGAUCACCUUAGUUUGGUUGCUGCUUUCCAUACCUUCAAUCGCAUGAAUGCCCAGAAUCUUGCUGUGUGCUUUGGGCCUGUGCUCCUGAGCCAAGGGGCAGGUGGGACCAUAGUCUCCAGAUCUGGCCAGCAGCAUUGUACCAUUGCCAGAACCAGAGAUUUUAAACAUCAUCUUGAAGUAUUACAUUACCUGUUACAGUCCUGGCCAGUGCCACAUAGGAAGAUGGAAGAUGGGGAAUGUACCUUUCCAAGCAAGGAGGCCUGUCACCAGUGCCACCCUCCUCUGGAUCUGCCACUGUCAAACACUACUGUCACUACUCGAAGUCACCCAAGAGGAUUGGAAAGUCCUCCAAGAAAUCGUUACGCUGGAGACUGGAGUGUGUGUGGACAACAGUUCCUGGGAACCUCCAAGCCAGGCAGCGAAGCUGACUUUGAUGAGGUGGCAGAGAGUGAGAGUGACAGAGAAGAGGAGAAUGGGGGGGGGGCUUUGAGGAAAGGAUUGGCACUCAAUAGCCAAGCAAUCUACAUGGGUGAUUUUGCCCUGGUGGAGGAUCCAGAGACUCCCUUUAGCCCAAAGCUCAAUUUGAAAGACUUCGAUGCUCUCAUCUUGGACCUUGAGCGAGAACUCUCCAAGCAAAUCAAUGUCUGCCUGUGAAGCAUUCUCUCAGAACUUUAUAGCAUUGCAAGCUGAAGAUGCCUCAGCAAGUUCUUUUUUCUGACUUACAACCUAUGUCAGUAUUAUUACUGGUCACAGAUUUUAACCCAAGGGGGCUCUCCCUUUUGGCUUUUGCCAGCAUUGAAGAGCCAGCAUGAACUCUCAGUGAUUGGCUGAAAGGGCACCAUUGCUGGGACUCUCCCCUCAGUUUAUAUGUGAACUGGGAACAGAAGAGAGGCAGGAGCUCUCAACCAGCACCUUGUUCAUAUAUUUCAGUGAAAUCUUCCUCAACUUGGAACCUUCCAGAUGUAUUGGAACUCAGUUCCUAUGUUUCCCAGCCAUCGUGGCAAACACAUCUGGAGGGCACAGGCUGAGAAAGGCAGCUUUAAAUGCUUCCAGGGAAGAGAGGAUUUAUUGAUGGUUUUCUUUUCUUUUCUUUUCUCGAAAAGGUAAAAUUGAAAACGUAAUGUUUAUGUGCAUGCUUUCCUAAUCAUUCAGAGCACUUUACUUAUCCUUGAAGGCAGGUCAAUAUUAUUAUUCUAAAUCUGUAUCUAGAGUCCAAACUGAAACACAAUAGUUUGCCAAAGAUUGAACUGAGCUGUGGUUGGGAUCAGGGCUCCUUUUUGCUUCUAAAAUUAAAUCAUAAAUAAGGCACAUAAGAGUGCAGUGCCAAAGUACAGCAUAAGGCCUCUGUCCCCAUGUGAUACCUUCAAUCCAUCAAACUAGAUCAGGGGUGUCAAACUCGCAACAUCACGUGACAUGUCACGACGUAUUGUGACAUUUUUGCCAUUGCCAGCAAUGAGAUGGGCGCAGUUUUGCUAUGAUGCCUCCAACCGGCAGUUUGACACCCCUGAACUAGAUUGUUUGUUGAACAACCAUAAUGAGUAUGUUUGGGAUAUGAUUUCAAGCUGACUGUAUAUUGUCAUGCUAUCCAUAUUACUAAUUAUAAUAUUUGGGGGAAUUUUGGCAAAGUCUGAACAAUUGUACCUAUAGCAUUUUUAUAAUUUUCUAAGGAAGUUAACCAAUCAAAAAUAGAUAGUUAGGUUUGUUCUUGACAGAUCCAGGCUGAUUUCUUGUAAUUAUGGGAUUGUUAUCAGCUGCCUACAGAUGAAUCUCUUCAAGAACCACUCUCAAAUCUUUCCAGACAUCAGUGUCAGACUGAUUUGUAUGUGGCUCCUCAGAUCCUCCAUUCCCCACUUUUUGAAGAUAAGGAUUGUUUUCCUCCUCCAGUCAUCUGGCACUGUCAGCAAAAUCCUUCAGUAUAUAUACAUUCAUACAGAGUAAAUUUCUCUAGACUUGCUAUGAUCAGUCUUGAACUUUAUGUGUUUCCCCUUAAUCUGACUUGUCAGUGUCUCCUGGAACACAUAACAUCUUUUGGAGAGGACUGAGUCUCAAAUAAGAGCAACUUGCUGACUAGAUUAAUUUAUUUUGAGUGUAUCUGUACCUGAAGAUACCCACUGAGCACAUUCCUCAGCAUGUAGAUUUACUAACACCAUUUCUGAAAAUCUGUAUAAUUUUUAAAAAUAUUCUUCCUUGAUUUCUCUUCCCUUUGUAUUUCUAAAUGUUCUCAUAUUUUCACUAACAUGAUAGUGCAGCCACAUGGGCUUUUUCAACUAACCUCCAUCUUUUCCCUUCAUUUAAAUUGCUUGCAGUUGUCCUUUUAAUACCUUGGGCUCCUUUUCCUAAUGUCCCCAGCAGUCUCUUAGGAUUUAGCAUUCCUACCAAUCCUUCCUUCCUCAGAGUCCAUUGCAAUCCAAUUCAUGCACAGUUCAAUAUUUCAGAUCUAUCCUGCCAUUCAAAGCAGAUUUAUUGCACUCACUAGGAUCAGAGACCCAUACCCUGAUUCUUUAAUAUGGCAACCUCUGGAGAGUUUCUUAUCUUGCCCCAUUCUUGCUCAUUUUUAGCAGAGUGAAUGUUACGUUUUUUUAGACAAUUGGCACUCUGGUAUUUGUCCCAGUAGGCUUAUUCAGUUUUACUAAACAAGCUUCUUGGAAUUCCAGCCCUAUUCAGUGAUAUUACUAUCAUAUCUCCAUACUGUUUAAACAGGUAAAUAACAUGGAAGAAGUAUAUUUUUAACCCCCCCCCCAAAAAAAAUAGGUGUUUCCCUGAAGUAUAGGAAGAAAAUUCUGACCUUAUAUUUUGAGAAUGUGGAGAUGGAUUAUUGCACAUUCAACCUUAGGGAUGAAUACCUACUAUCAAGAUAUUACAGAUCCAUCUCUGUUUAUCCUAACAUUCUGCUUUUGACUACAUUAAAAAAAUGAGAAGGGGAGCAAUGCUGUAUCCCCGUGGUGGGGAACCUAUGGCACGGGUGCCACAGGUGGCAUGCAGAGUCCUCUCUGUGGGCACACACACUGUCGCCCCAGUCCUAGGCCUUCAGCUGGGUUUUAUAAAACCUUUUCGCUUUAGGCCUC
Crotalus tigris (Tiger rattlesnake) is the source of this 5491-nucleotide messenger RNA. RefSeq names its product synapse defective Rho GTPase homolog 1 (gene SYDE1). The record is from RefSeq and is a predicted model, not a curated record. Gene Ontology annotation, biological process: signal transduction. Lineage: Eukaryota; Metazoa; Chordata; Lepidosauria; Squamata; Viperidae.